Molecule: messenger RNA, 1770 nt
Organism: Xylona heveae TC161
Lineage: Eukaryota; Fungi; Ascomycota; Xylonomycetes; Xylonales; Xylonaceae
Exons: 2
Coding region: 1-1770 (589 amino acids)
Biological process (GO): vesicle transport along microtubule; establishment of mitotic spindle orientation; chromosome segregation
Cellular component (GO): centrosome; kinetochore; kinesin complex
Molecular function (GO): microtubule binding
Source: RefSeq, a predicted model, not a curated record
AUGACACUGGACAAAGAACCUCCUUCGUCGCCCGCACCAGCCUUUUCUUCUACCGACCAAGCUUUGUCGUACUAUAAGUCGCAGUACGAACAACUAGAGGCAGAACUUUCUGAAUUCCAAACAUCCAGCCGGGAGUUGGAAGCUGAGCUUGAAAAGGAUAUAGAGGCGUCAGAGAAGAGGGAGCGACAGCUUCGCGAGAAGGUUGAAAGCCUUGGUUACGAAGCGGAGGAAUGGAAAGCCAAAUACAAACAAUCCAAGUCAGAAGGAAAUGCGGCGCAAAAUGCACUGCAAAAAGAAAUAACAUCACUCAGAGAUACCAAUCGAACCAUACAGUUACGGCUUAGAGAUAUUGAGGUUGCAAACGAUGAUUUCGAACGCCAGGCAAGGAAUACGACAUCCUCACUUGAAGAUCUUGAGUCGAAGUACAACAUGGCCAUAGAAAGAGGGGUCUUGCUGGAAGAGGAAGUUAAGACCGGAGAGCAAGAGCGAGAGAGUCUGAGAAUCGAGACGCAAAGACUUCGGGAUGAGCUCUCUGAUCUCAGAAUUGAGGCCGAGAUCACCCAAGAGAAGCUACGACACUCUGAGGCUGCUAUAGAGCGACAGAGGCUCCAAAAGAUACCCAUUCUACCGGUUGCGCCACGCUCGCCAACUUCGGAAGCGUCGCCGAGGUCUAGCGCCUCACUCUCAAUUGCUACGCCACCAGCAGGGGAGUCGUCAUCUUCGACGGUAUCAGGGACCCCUUCUCCACCCUCACCCGUUUCCGAAGCAUCUGUGAACGUUGGGACACAAUCUGGGAAGAUUGACAAAAACGAGGGCUCGAUCGGAGAACAUGCCAAACCACGCUCGAUGCAUCCAGUUCCGGCGAAGGGACGCUCCUCAAUUGGGCGCUUAGGGCCAACCUCAGGCUCUACCUAUACGCCUUCUACAGCACGGCAAUUAAGGUCAGCUCGGAUGCAUGAUCUUGAGCCAGUAGGCCUGCCGCACUCUAGCUCACUCCAUCAAAUUCGAGGUCUUAUCGGAAAAAUGCAGAAGCUUGAACAGAGGGUACACUCUGUUCGAUCCAAACUUCCGGCGCCCGCAAAUACCCCUCCACGUGGAUCCCCUCGCAGCAAUUCCGCAUUGGGACAUAACUACGUACCAUCCACUGUGACUGUACGAAGUAACAAGAAGCGCCUUGGCGGAAGCAACGCCAGCACUAUCUCACCCCUGAGGGAUUUCACUGAACCGAGCCCGCUCUCCACUCGGCGAGUGAGCCGGUUCUCUGCUACUGCAGGGUCUGCUGCAGCAUCGGAGCCGGGGUCGAUCAGUAGCCGGCCCAGCAGCCGGGCGAGCCUCUCCGCUCGCGGCUCCGUGAGCCAGCUCGGCCGCCCACCCAGCCGAACAAGCUUGACAGGCGCGAGGACACCUCUCGGCUACUACUCGCACGGGGCGAUGAAUGACGGCCGACGACCUCGAUCUUCUGUCAGUGGCAGCUAUGCAGGUUUCCAUGGGCACGGGCAUUCGAUGAGCGUUAGCAGUAUCGAUGAAAGAGAUGAUCUGUCUACACCUACGCCUCGACGGUUGGUCGGAGUCAAGCCUGAGCCGGGAUCAGGCAUCCCCACGCCAUCCGGGCUCCCUCGAAGACAGAGCGGAGGAGGGCCAGGGUAUGGGGCAAGUGGUAUUCCCAUGACACCGGGGGCGCGGCGUGCAAGCUCUAGCUUAGGUCAUCGGACCACCGAUGUUCAUUCGCAACAUGGAACGAGGCUGAGCGGAGUGGGCGAGACCUAUUAG